GCACCAAAACUUCCCUCUGCGGGAAUUUAUUCCUGCUCUUGCUACUCUCUCUCUAGUCUGUAGUCUAUACUCUCUAUAUUCUCACGCUACGCAUCCAAUUUGCCGAUGGUCCAAUUUUUUGAAGAAAUCUGACCAUCGAUUAGGAAGGCUGUCCAAAUUCAGUUGAUGAUUACCCUCUACCGGUUGGGCAUAGGGCUGCGUUUCCAGUGGGCAGCGCGACAGGGAUGGAAUCGCUACUGCCAUACAAACAUGCCCAUGCCAGCGGGGAUCUUUGAAGGAGGUCGCCAGGGACGGACGGGGAGCUUGUGGUCGCAGAUUAUUCCAUGUAAAUUUGACGAGGAAAUGGGGUAUGACAUCAAGUCUAGCCUUAACUUUGUUGUUAAAUAUCAUAAGAAAGAGAUUUCGGCGGGCAACCUCAUGAGGAUCCUGAGCAGACUUCGUAAUGACGGGCGGUUCUCUUUAGCUCUAAAGAUUUUUGAAUGGAUGGGGGAGAGGGAUAUUUAUGAGUUCUCACCUAAGGACCAUGCUUUCCAGAUCAAGUUGAUUGGUAGCGUUCAGGGAUUGACUGCCGCGGAGCGCUAUGCCUGGAACUUGCCAGAACAAGCUAGGAAUGACGUAACAUAUGGAGAACUUCUUCAUUGUUAUGUGCAUAAACACAGAAGAGAAAAGGCUUUAUUUCAUUUUCAGAAGAUGAAAGAGUUGGGUUUUGUGUCGUCGCCUCGCCCAUUCAAUGAAAUCAUGCACCUUUAUGCCAAAAGUCUCCAAGUUGAUAAGGUCCUUGAGGUGUUAGCCGGGAUGAAGAAGAGCGGGGUUUCACCCGAUAAUGAUAGUUACAGAAUCUGCAUUAGUUCAUUUGGGUUAAACUAUGAUGUGGAUGGGAUGGAGAGAAUGCUGAGAGAAAUGGAGAGUCAACCCCACAUUGUCAUGGACUGGUGUACUUACGCCGUGGUAGCCGACUUCUAUGAUAGAGAAUUCCUUGUAGAUAAGGCCGCCAAUGCUCUUGAAAAGGCUAGGGUGAUAUUACAAAAGAAUAAGAAUAAGAAUAAGAAUGAUGAUGAUGAUGGUGGUGGUGGUGAUCGAAGCCACAAUUUGAUAAAUAGUGAUUAUGAGAAUGUGAUAAAGUCUCUGGUGAAGCUUGGCGAGUUUGGUGAGGCUAUGAGGUUUGCUACGGAGUGGGAAUCGCUGGGUAAUUGGUGCACUGUGGGUGAUAUUAGUAUUCCUUGCACAAUCAUUGAGGAGUACAUAAAAAAUGGUUCUGAAUCUUCACUAAGGGCAGCUUACAGAAUGAUUUGGGAGUGGGAAAGCAAGGGGAGGGCUGGCAUCGACAGACUUUCACUUUUACUCUGCAACGGAUUGCUUAAAGCGGGCGAUCUAUUUGAUGCAUAUUCAUGCUUUCAGGGAAAGGGUGCGAUUGUGUAUGGACCUCUAGCGCUUCAGAGGUCGUUUUUCCAAUACCUGGAAGAAGAGUGUGGAUCAUUUUUCCCCUCCAGCGGUGGAAGGUCAUUGUGCUGCUGCGCGGUGUCAUCACUCAGAACUGCUGGAGGCAAAACAUUCUUUGAACUCGUUCCAAUCAACGCGAAAUACACGCUCACAGCUGCGGUACUGGUACACCCCCCCACCACCACCACCACCCAAGCAGCAGCAGCAGAAGAAGAAGAAGCAGUAAAAAACAUGGAUUAUUAUGAGGGUGUAAUAAAAUCACUAGUGGAGUCUGGGGAGUUUGAUGAGGCUAGGAAGACGGCGAUGGAGUGGGAAGCAUCUUCUGGCAACUUGACUAGUAGUAGUCUCCAUCUCCAUGGUUGUUUGAACUUUUCCAAGCUGAUCAUCGACGGAUACUGCAAGAAGAACCGCUCUGUGGAAGCGGAGGGAAUGGCCGAAGCUUGGACAAGGGAAAAUAAGCCUUGGGUCAGAGGGAUUUGGUUGAUACUUGCUUGUCACUACCAGGAAGAGGGUAAAUUGGUGAGAGGAUUCGAGUGCAUGCUGAGAUUUGUUAGUUUAACACCAUGGCUCAAAAGGUAUGGAGGCUUUGUGUUGUUUGAGAUGUAUGUGUAUAUGAUUGAAUAUUCGAGGGGCAUGAAUGCCGCAGGGCUGUCUGAGGAUCGCAUGCGCUCCCAAAAUUUGUUUCAACUGAAUGAUUUAUUAUAUUCGUCCGUCCAGCAUCGCCAGCGCGUCUCUGCAUCGCCGAAAGUUCCCUCCGUCCGGAAGUUCCCUCCUUCGCCCAGCAGAUCCGUCAGUCUCCUCCUGCAAAUCCAUCGAUCUACCGCACCGCUGCUUCAACCUUGUGCUCGCUGGCUGAAAUCGUGCAUCCCGUUUUGUCCGGAACCGUCUAGUUAUAGCCUGUGUGAUCCAAUUGUCACGUUUUGUCUCCGUUCAACAUCAGCAGUCACAUCAUCAUAGAUCGGCACUUGUCGAUUUGUUUCAUCCAGCCGUAAUCAACAGCUAACAAUGUCCUGUUCGGCCAGUAUGACAUGCUUUGUUUGCCACUCAAUUUGGAGAGAGUCAACCGCGGUACUGUAGGUCAAUUGCCAUUAACAAGAGAUUGAGGCUUCUUUUCAACUACUAGUCAAUAGUGGUGUAAAAAAAGGUUACUUUGGUUU
Messenger RNA from Cuscuta campestris, 2597 nucleotides. Lineage: Eukaryota; Viridiplantae; Streptophyta; Magnoliopsida; Solanales; Convolvulaceae. The record is from the annotation of a GenBank genome assembly.